GUUCGAGGUGGGCGCCGUGCGCGGCCUGUUCACCUACAUGUACGAGGUCCAGGGCUACGGCGACCUCGAGGAGAUACCCGCCUACUACGGCAUGGUGUGGAUGACCACGGAGGUGAUCGACGGCGUCCUGACCAGCAAGCUGCCCAAAACGAGGCAGCCGGACGCCGUCUUCGCCUUCAGCGAGGGCUGGCUCACCCUGUGGAACAAGAUGGUAGAAAAGGACAGGCUCCACAUCGUGAAGAACGUCGCCAUCAGCCGCAUCACGAGGUCCUAG
Molecule: messenger RNA, 274 nt
Organism: Ostreobium quekettii
Lineage: Eukaryota; Viridiplantae; Chlorophyta; Ulvophyceae; Bryopsidales; Ostreobiaceae
Source: the annotation of a GenBank genome assembly